This is a messenger RNA of Dentiscutata erythropus, 168 nucleotides long. The record is from the annotation of a GenBank genome assembly. NCBI's taxonomy places the organism in Eukaryota, Fungi, Glomeromycota, Glomeromycetes, Diversisporales, Gigasporaceae.
AUGGCAGAUCUAGAGUUUAAAUCUCAAGAAGAAUGGUUAAAAGAUAUUAUUUUAAAUGAUAUUUUCUUUGAAUUGGAACUUGAGAUUUAUUUUGAAUUGGAACUUGUAAUUCAUCUUGGGUUGGAACUUGAAAUUUAUCUUGGGUUGGUACUUGAGAUUUGUCUUUGA